Molecule: messenger RNA, 1575 nt
Organism: Orbilia oligospora ATCC 24927
Lineage: Eukaryota; Fungi; Ascomycota; Orbiliomycetes; Orbiliales; Orbiliaceae
Exons: 2
Coding region: 1-1575 (524 amino acids)
Source: RefSeq, a predicted model, not a curated record
AUGUCGGAGGAAAAGCAGAAAUGGAGCGUCCUCGAAAGUUGGCGUUUCUUCACAAGGGAAGAGAAGCGCAAUAUCGCAUUCUACAUCGCAGGAAUCAUGUUGUACAAGUUCGGUUUGGAGGCUUAUAACGGUUCAGUCAUCGCUUUGGCGACUAACAGAUACGACUAUGAUGCCUAUAUCGGUGGCUACCAAAGAAGGACAUUCGAGAGAGUUGGGUUAUUACAAGGCCUCAACCAGGCCUUCCAGUGCUUGGGUUCCAUCCUUAUUGCUCCCCUGAUUAAGAGAUUCAAGACAAGAACCGUUCUCGCGAUCGCUGUCAUAGUCUUUGCGCUCUUCGCAUCUCUUUUGCUUAUCAUCGACCGCGCUACUGGUGGUUAUCUCAAACCAAAAGGCUGGGAUCAGACAUACGACAAGAACAACUUUGCUUACUAUGGUGACUAUAACACCGAUGCUAUGAUUCCAAUUUACUGUCUGUCUGGUAUCUCGUACGGUAUGGUCGAAUUGAUCAGACGUGUUAUUCCUCGAGAUAUUGUCGGAGGAAAUAUGCAAAAGUUGAAGAGAAUGGACUCCCUCGUUCACAUUUUCUACGAAAUUACUGGUACUACUGGCGCUUUGUGUACCGCCCUCGCCUUGAUCCCCGCCUGCGGAAACAACCAAUCAUUCAUUAUCACCCCACUCCUCUACUUUUGCGCCGCUUCUAUGUGGUUCAUGAUCAGAUUACCACACUCUUAUCAAGUGGAGGUUGGCAAUGAGAAAAACUAUCUCUUACAGGUUGCCGAUGGAUGUGUUCUGUUCGUGAUGUCCGCUGUAAAGGGCGCAACGAUCGUCAUGUCCUCCCGUCGGUUCAUCUGGCUUCUCCCCGGUUAUACUUUCGCUUUGUUCGGUCAUCGUUUCCUUGAAAACAACAUUGGCUCUUACGUUGCAAAGCGUUACCUCGGACAAUCUGCUUGGGCACAGAUCAUUAUCGCCGGUUCCAACUUUGGUGAACUGUUGGGUGCGCUCUUUGUGUUCCUGUUCACCAACCUUGUCCAUACACCAAUCCCAUGGCUCCGAUCUGAUGCCAUCCUCCUCCUUAUUGUUUGGUACCUGCCAUACUGGAAGCCACCAAGCGGCCAAGUUAACCAAGCGUGGAUUGGAGCUGCGACAUUCAUUCCAAUCUCCUUCGGUUGGGCGGCUGGUGAUGUCUCGCUUGCCGCUUACAUCCAAGCUUCCUUAGCUCGUUUGGAAUCCCAAGAAAACUCCAUUUCGCCAUUAGGUGCCGUCAUGGGUUUCCUCUACUCAAGCUACAUCAUCAUCUACGCCAUUGUCUCUCCACUUGUUGGAAGAUACAUCGACAGAGUUAGCGAACAGAACGAUGAGCAGAUUCAGUCCGGUAUCUUCUAUAUUGCCGGUGUCCACUUCAGCAUUUUGUCUGGUAUCAUGCUUUUGUCCACUUUCAUUCCAAGAGGCUCCUUCGCCCUCAACCCCAAGUUGCUCGACGACGUCGAGCUCAAUCAAGACGAAGAGUCUUCCGGUGCCGAAGAAGAACAAGAAGACCACUUAGAGAAGAUUCCUGUUGGAAAAGUCGAUCACUAA